CUUCGGGGAGGAAGUGUGGGAGUCCCGCGCCUCUAAAGCCCGCCUUUCCUGUCAAAUAAAGGUCGCAGCAGCCGCGUCAACGGGCGGAGCUAACGUGAUCGUGAUUCAUGCAGUCCGGGGACCCCGAAGGUGGGGCCCCACGUAACAAGAAGAUGACCCGAAGUUGCUCCGCAGUGGGCUGCAGCACCCGUGACACCGUGCUCAGCCGGGAGCGCGGCCUCUCCUUCCACCAAUUUCCAACUGAUACCAUACAGCGCUCAAAAUGGAUCAGGGCUGUUAAUCGUGUGGACCCCAGAAGCAAAAAGAUUUGGAUUCCAGGACCUGGUGCUAUACUGUGUUCCAAGCAUUUUCAAGAAAGUGACUUUGAGUCAUAUGGCAUAAGAAGAAAGCUGAAAAAAGGAACUGUGCCUUCUGUUUCUCUAUACAAGGUUCCUCAAGGGAUACGUCUUAAAGGCAAAGCAAGACAGAAAAUCCUAAAACAGCCUCUUCCAGUUAAUUCUCAAGAAGUUGCUACUGAGGACCAUAACUAUAGUUUAAAGACACCUUUGACGAUAGGUGCAGAGAAACUGGCUGAGGUGCAACAAAUGUUACAAGUGUCCAAAAAAAGACUUAUCUCUGUAAAAAACUAUAGGAUGAUCAAGAAAAGAAAGGGUUUACAAUUAAUUGAUGCACUUGUAGAAGAGAAAUUACUUUCUGAAGAAACAGAGUGCCUGCUACGAGCUCAAUUUUCAGAUUUUAAGUGGGAGUUAUAUAAUUGGAGAGAAACAGAUCAGUACUCCACAGAAAUGAAACAGUUUGCAUGUACGCUCUACUUGUGCAGUAGCAAAGUCUAUGAUUAUGUAAGAAAGAUUCUUAAGCUGCCUCAUUCUUCCAUCCUCAGAACAUGGUUAUCCAAAUGCCAACCUGGUCCAGGUUUCAACAGCCACAUUUUUUCUUUUCUUCAACGAAGAGUACAGAACGGAGAUCAACUCUAUCAAUAUUGUUCAUUGAUAAUAAAAAGUAUACCUCUCAAGCAACAGCUUCAGUGGGAUCCCAGCAGUCACAGUUUACAGGGGUUUAUGGACUUUGGUCUUGGAAAACUUGAUGCUGAUGAAACACCACUUGCUACAGAAACUGUUUUAUUAAUGGCAGUGGGUGUUUUUGGCCAUUGGAGAACACCUCUUGGUUAUUUUUUUGUAAACAGAGCAUCUGGAUAUUUGCAAGCUCAGCUGCUUCGGCUGUCUAUUGGUAAACUGAGUGACAUAGGAAUCACAGUUCUGGCUGUUACAUCUGAUGCCACGGCACAUAGUGUUCAGAUGGCAAAAGUGUUGGGGAUACAUAUUGAUGGAGAUGAUAUGAAAUGUACAUUUCAGCAUCCUUCAUCUUGUAGUCAACAAAUUGCAUACUUCUUUGAUUCUUGCCACUUGCUAAGAUUAAUAAGAAAUGCAUUUCAAAAUUUUCAAAGCAUUCAGUUUAUUAAUGGCAUAGCACAUUGGCAGCACCUUGUGGAGUUAGUAACACUAGAGGAACAGGAAUUAUCAAAUAUGGAAAGAAUUCCAAGUACACCUGCAAAUUUGAAAAAUCAUGUACUGAAAGUGAAUUGUGCUGCCCAACUCUUUAGUGAGAGUGUAGCCAGUGCAUUAGAAUAUUUGCUAUCCUUAGGCCUGCCGCCUUUUCAAAACUGUAUUGGUACCAUCCAUUUUUUACGUUUAAUUAACAAUUUGUUUGACAUUUUUAAUAGUAGAAACUGUUAUGGAAAGGGACUUAAAGGGCCUCUGUUGCCUGAAACUUACAGUAAAAUAAACCAUGUGUUAAUUGAAGCCAAGACUAUUUUUGUUACAUUAUCUGACACUAGCAAUAAUCAAAUAAUUCAAGGUAAGCAAAAACUAGGAUUCCUGGGAUUUUUGCUCAAUGCCGAGAGCUUAAAAUGGCUCUACCAAAAUUAUGUUUUCCCAAAGGUCAUGCCUUUUCCUUAUCUUCUGACUUACAAAUUCAGCCAUGAUCAUCUGGAAUUAUUUCUAAAGAUGCUUAGGCAGGUAUUAGUAACAAGUUCUAGCCCUACCUGCCUGGCAUUCCAGAAAGCUUACCAUAAUUUGGAGACCAGAUACACAUUUCAAGAUGAAGUUUUUCUAAGCAAAGUAAGCAUCUUUGACAUUUCAGUUGCUCGAAGGAAAGACUUGGCCCUGUGGGCAGUUCAGCGUCAGUAUGGUGUCAGUGUUACAAAGACCCUCUUUCAUGAAGACGGCAUUUGUCAAGACUGGUCUAAUUGUUCACUAAGUGAGGCAUUGUUAGACCUAUCAGAUAAUAGAAAAAAUCUCAUCCGUUAUGCUGGUUAUGUUGCAGACAAGUUAUCAGCUCUUUUAACUUGUGAGGACUGCAUCACUGCACUAUAUGCAUCGGAUCUCAAAGCCUCUAAAAUCGGGUCACUAUUAUUUGUUAAAAAGAAGAAUGGUUUGCAUUUUCCCUCAGAAAGUCUAUGUCGGGUCAUAAAUAUUUGUGAGCGAGUUCUAAGAACCCAUUCAAGAAUGGCAAUUUUUGAACUAAUUCCUAAACAGAGGGAAUUGUAUCUUCAACAGAAAAUAUUAUGUGAGCUUUCUGGGCAUAUUUAUCUUUUUGUAGAUUUGAAUAAGCAUCUCUUUGAUGGAGAAGUGUGUGCCGUCAAUCACUUUGUUAAGUUGCUAAAGGAUAUAAUAAUCUGUUUCUUAAAUAUUAGAGCUAACAAUGUUGCACAGAACCCUUUAAAACGUCAUUCAGAGAGAACUGAUAUGAAAACCUUAUCAAGGAAACACUGGUCAUCUCUACCAGACUAUAAAUGUUCAAGUUUUGCUAAUACCAAUAAAUUCAGGCAUUUGCUAAGUAACGAUGGAUAUCCAUUCAAAUGAGAGACCUAAAAUAUAUUAACAUUUUAAUUAAAAAUACUUGGUCAACUUUUUUUUUUUUUUUUGAGAUAGAGUCUCGCUCU
Sapajus apella (tufted capuchin) is the source of this 2941-nucleotide messenger RNA. It is a transcript of the gene THAP9, whose product is annotated as THAP domain containing 9. The record is from RefSeq and is a predicted model, not a curated record. The transcript has 5 exons. Bases 108 to 2861 code for a protein of 917 amino acids. NCBI's taxonomy places the organism in Eukaryota, Metazoa, Chordata, Mammalia, Primates, Cebidae.